AUGGCGGAGGCAGAAUUGCACAAGGAGAGGCUGCAAGCCAUAGCAGAAAAACGGAAAAGGCAGACAGAAAUAGAAGGCAAGAGACAACAGCUUGAGGAGCAGAUACUUCAACUGCAGCACUCCAAGUCAAAGGCCCUUCGAGAAAAAUGGCUGAUGCAAGGAAUCCCAGCCGGAACAGCGGAAGAGGAAGAAGCCAGGAGGCGGCAAACUGAAGAAGAUGAGUUCAAGGUCAGGACAUUUGAAGACAACAUCCAUAGGCUGGAGCAGGAAAUAGAGAAGCUAGAAAGUGAGGAGUCUCAGAUAUCUGCCAAAGAGAAACUCAUCCUAGAGAAACUAAAGGAGACAGAGAAAUCCUUGGAGGACUUUCAAAAGAGCUUUUCAAAUAAGGAUGGAGAUGCAGUAAAUCACAUUUGCUCCCAACUUCCUGAUUUACCAAAGCUCUAUACUCGAACGGCUGAACCAUCUCCUGGGCGAGACGGAACAAGCAGCGUAGCUGAUGAAAAGAGGGAUGAAGAUCUGUGUUCUGGAAGCCAGAGACCAUUCGGCUAUAGGUUUGAAAGUUCUGAUGUUGAAAUGACUUUAACAAAAACUCCCAAACUUCCUGAGCAUGACGUCAGGUUGAAAAAAAACAGAAUCCAAUACAGUGCCAAUUUCCUGGAGCCGGCCGCCAGCAUCCUUCCCUCCAGCAGUGAGAAAAUGGAAAUUGAAGUUCCCAUUGCAGAAUGUAAAAGUGCCACCGGGGCGGACCCAGCUUCGGCUUCACAUCCCAUGGACCAUCCUCCCCCGUUCUAUUCUCCCAUGCCCAGCCACAAUGGCCUCCUUCCAGACUCCCACGAAUCCCUAGACAGUGAGGUGGCCAAAGAGAUCAGAUAUCUAGACGAGGUGCUGGAGGCCAACUGCUGUGAUUCUUCUGCCGACGCCGCUUACAACGGGACGUCCUCUCCAGAACCCAGUGUGACCAUUGCCAAGGGAGAAUCCAGCCCGUCCAUCCCCACGUCCAGCUGCCCAAAGUCCACUGAGAGCAGGGAAACAGCUGUCGUCCUUCCACUCACUGAGCUGAACAAGGCUAGCCCCAUGGCAGAGGCCCUGAAGCCCAACGGGCACCCUCCUGACGGGCAGAGAGAGGCACUUGGUGAAAGCUGGCCAGCUCCUGUGAGUCCCAGUUCUUCAACUAGCUCAAGGGGGUCCUCCCGGGACGGAGAGAUCACCCAUACCACACUGAAGAAAGAGGCCAAAUUUGAGCUGCGCGCCUUCCACGAGGACAAGAAGCCGUCGAAGCUCUUUGACGACGACUGCGGUGAGAAGGAUAAAUACCGAGUCCGGAAAGUCAGACCAUCGGAGGAGAUGCUGGAGCUGGAAAAGGAAAGAAGGGAGCUGAUCCGUAGCCAGGCAGUAAAGAAAAAUCCUGGCAUCGCAGCCAAGUGGUGGAACCCACCCCAGGAAAAGACCCUGGAGGAGCAGCUAGAUGAAGAGCAUCUGGAGUCCCACAAAAAAUACAAGGAACGUAAAGAGCGACGGCAGCAACAGGAACAACAGCAGCUCCUGCUGCUGCAGCAACAGCAGCAACUACUGCAGAAGCAGCAGCCUCUGAACCAACCGUGUGUGAGCCCAGCCUCCCCCAACCAGUCCCACUGCGCUUUUGAACUUCCAGAUGCGUCCAUCAGCCAGAAAAAAGAUAUUGUCACAGAGCAAAUAGACUUCUCGUCGGCCAGAAAACAGUUUCAGUUGAUGGAGAAUUCCCGGCAGGCAGCAGCCAGGGGGCCAGGGGCCCCAAAGUUAUUCUCCAUUAAGCCCUUCUACAGACCUUUGGGCUCCAGUCUUUCAGAAAAGGCCCUGACCAUAACGAGACCUGCUUCUAUCGGAGUCCCUCCUGAGGAAGAUGGCAUCUCCUCCCCCAAGCCGGAGAAAUCCCCCUGCGGUCCAGGGACCCAGAACAGUCCCACCAAUCCAGGCGAGGCAUCAAAACAUGGGCCGACGGCCAAGCUGUGGGCAGAGGAGGGCGAGUUUAUGAGCGCCAGGGCAGUCUUCACCGUCGUGAAGGAGGACGACCAUGGCAUAUUAGAUCAGUUUUCCCGGUCGGUCAACAUCUCUUCGCCUCCAGAAGAGCUGGACUCCGGUUUAGACGAGCUGUCCGUGCGGUCUCAGGACACCACAGUUUUGGAAACCCUCUCCAACGACUUUAGCAUGGACAAUAUCAGCGACAGCGGAGCCUCCAACGAGACGAUGAACGCCCUGCAGGAAAAUUCACUGGCUGAUUUCUCCCUGCCCCAAACCCCUCAGACCGAGAUCCCCCUCGAAAGCCGUCCGGAGGGGGUAUCCAAGUCGUUCAGCGACCACGGUUUCUACUCCCCCUCCUCCACCCAGGGGGACUCAUUGCUAAUGGAAGAACACCUGGAAUACCAGGCUGGUCUCCUGGUGCAGAACGCGAUUCAACAGGCCAUAGCCGAGCAGGCUGACAAAGCAGGCUGCAGACCCGCCGAGGACCCAGUAGUGCCGAAAAGCCCCGUCAAAGAGGAAGAGGAAGUCAGCAGCCCGGCAGCCUGCUCAGGAAAGCCUCGGAACACAUUUGAGCCUCCUCAGGUGUCUUCUCCAGUUCAAGAAAAAAGAGAUGUGUUACCAAAGACGCUGGCAGCCGAAGACGCGGAACUCAGGGAAAAGAUGACCUCGCGGCAGCCUCCUGAGGCUCAUACUAUCCACCCGGUCCACAGUGAGGAGAGCAGGCCAGAAGUGAGCUAUUUCAGCAAGUAUUCAGAGGCGGCUGAGCUAAGGAGCACAGCCUCCAUCUUGGCCAGUCAAGAAUCCGAGAUGACAGUGGGGCCCUAUAAACUGAGGUCGAAAAAGCAGCGGACUCUGUCCAUGAUUGAAGAGGAGAUCCGAGCAGCUCAGGAAAGAGAGGAGGAGCUGAAGAGGCAGAGACAAGUCCGGCAAAUUGCACAGAGCCCCACUACGAAGAAUGCACCUCCUCUGCCCUCCAGAACGGUGUGUUAUAAGACGGCUCCUGGGAAAAUAGAGAAAGUCAGACCUCCUCCAUCCCCCACCACAGAAGGUCCCAGCUCACAGCCUGAUUUACUGCUUGAAGAGGCUGCCGGAUCCCAGCGGCCCAAGAAUCUGAUGCAGACCCUCAUGGAAGAUUAUGAGACACACAAAACUAAAAGGCGCGAGAGAAUGGAUGAUAGCAGUGUCCUUGAGGCAACUCGAGUGAAUCGCCGGAAGAGCGCAUUGGCACUGCGCUGGGAGGCUGGAAUAUAUGCCAAUCAGGAGGAGGAUGAAUAA
Messenger RNA from Ornithorhynchus anatinus (platypus), 3273 nucleotides. It is a transcript of the gene PALM2AKAP2, whose product is annotated as PALM2 and AKAP2 fusion. Gene Ontology annotation, biological process: regulation of cell shape. NCBI's taxonomy places the organism in Eukaryota, Metazoa, Chordata, Mammalia, Monotremata, Ornithorhynchidae. The transcript is spliced from 10 exons. The coding region runs from base 1 to 3273 and encodes 1090 amino acids. Gene Ontology annotation, cellular component: membrane. The record is from RefSeq and is marked inferred.